Messenger RNA from Platichthys flesus (European flounder), 598 nucleotides. Its product is annotated as 40S ribosomal protein S17-like. Bases 152 to 556 code for a protein of 134 amino acids. The record is from RefSeq and is a predicted model, not a curated record. The transcript is spliced from 5 exons. Gene Ontology annotation, cellular component: ribosome. Gene Ontology annotation, molecular function: structural constituent of ribosome. Gene Ontology annotation, biological process: translation. Lineage: Eukaryota; Metazoa; Chordata; Actinopteri; Pleuronectiformes; Pleuronectidae.
AUAUAUAUCUAUCUAUAUAUCUAUCUAUCUAUUGGUAAAUUUGUCUGUCUGCCUCCCACCAGCAGGGGUCACGGUUGUAUCUAAACACCCGUGUGUGGAUUUAAACUUCCGCCGGAAGUCUGCUCGUCCUCUUCUACCAGGCCGAUCCAACAUGGGACGAGUCAGGACCAAGACGGUGAAGAAGGCCGCCAGGGUCAUCAUCGAGAAAUACUACACCCGGCUGGGUAACGACUUCCACACCAACAAGAGGGUGUGCGAGGAGAUCGCCAUCAUCCCCAGCAAGAAGCUCCGCAACAAGAUCGCUGGGUAUGUGACACAUCUGAUGAAGAGGAUCCAGAGAGGUCCAGUCAGAGGAAUCUCCAUCAAGCUGCAGGAGGAGGAGCGAGAGAGGAGGGACAACUACGUGCCAGAGGUGUCUGCUCUGGACCAAGAGCUCAUUGAAGUUGAUCCCGACACCAAGGAGAUGCUGAAGCUGCUGGACUUCGGCGGUCUGUCCAACCUGCAGGUCACCCAGCCGACCGUGGGCAUGAACUUCAAGCAGCCUCGAGGAGUCUAGACGUCUGUAAAGUAUCUUCUAAUAAAACCUUCUGGGACAAAA